Lotus japonicus is the source of this 1081-nucleotide messenger RNA. RefSeq names its product protein LURP-one-related 5-like. The record is from RefSeq and is a predicted model, not a curated record. The transcript has 2 exons. Bases 118 to 801 code for a protein of 227 amino acids. NCBI's taxonomy places the organism in Eukaryota, Viridiplantae, Streptophyta, Magnoliopsida, Fabales, Fabaceae.
CACAAUGGUUUCCCAUUAUUUGCGAGCAAUAAAGUGGAAUAGAAAUUAACACUCUAUCAUCCAUCAUCCUUUACCCACUUCACAAUCAUUCAUUCAUUCGUUCACGUGCCCCUUUUCAUGAUGGCUUCUGAUUCUGACUCUUCCGCCGCCGCAGAAAAGAUGAAAGACAGUUUCGUCGUAGAAGAUGAGCAUGUUUCCAACGAAGAGAUCCAUCUCACGGUGCUAAAAACCUCCCUCUUCUUCGCCGGUGAUGGAUUCACCGUGUAUGAUUGUAAGGGUGAACUCGUUUUCCGCGUUGACUCGUAUGGACCUGACAGCAGCGACACGGAUGAGCUUGUUCUUAUGGAUCCCAACGGUCGUUGUCUUCUCACCGUUCGCCGGAAGAGGCCUAGUUUACAUCAACGGUGGGAAGGCUUCAAAGGUGAGAGAUCGGACGGUGACAAACCAAUCUUCAGCGUGAAGAGAGCAUCGAUCAUCGGACGAUCGAGUGUGACAGUGGAGGUGUACAAUAGCCCAGGUGAGGAGUACCAGAUCGAAGGGUGCUUCUCGCAGCGUUCCUGCACAUUUUUCAACAUGAUGAAGGAAUCAGUGGCUGAGAUUCAUCGUAAGGUGGACCCCACCACAGGUGUCAUGCUUGGGAAGGAGGUGUUUUCUCUUAGCGUGAAGCCUGGUUUUGAUGCUGCUUUUGCCAUGGGUUUUGUGCUUGUUCUUGAUCACAUCAGCGGUGAGAGUUUCUUUGAUGAUGAUGAUGAUGCCACAGCUGAGCCUACAGUGCACCCUACUAUUACUACACAAGAUUAGCAACUCCUCUACUAUUAGUUAUGGUGCAUUGCAAUUUGCAAGGUUAAUCAUGCAAUUUGGUAACUAUAUAUUUUGAAUGAACUUUCUUUAAAUUUUUCAUGGCAUGGGGUUUUAUUUAAUUUAACCUGCUAAUAAUCUUUGGAAUUUGGAGUGUCCCUUAAAAAGGGAACAUGUGCCCCUUCUUUUGUGGAUCAUGCCCUUGAAAAAGUGAUGUUUCUAUUUAUUAUGUGAUCGUGUAAAUUUUAUAUUUAUUCAUAAAAAGUAUACACAUUCUGCUCCA